AAAACUGAUAAAGAUCAAGUAUAUAGCUCAAUGUUUUAAAAAUAACAUCUUUCUAAUUCAUGCUAUUUUUACUUGCCGUUGCUGUGGUGCAGAGGUAGCGUGGUCAAUCUAUGAUUGGAAGAUCACAGGUUCCUGUCUUAUCUGUCAAAGUGUUCUUGAGCGAGACGCUAACCCCACAUCGCCUCUGAUGGUUAAAAGUUGGCGCCAGUGUUCGGCAGCAGAGCUGCUAUUGCGCAGUCACACUUCAGACCACUGAUAUCUGCAAAGAUGGAGACUUCCUCUGUUCUUCUGCUGGCUGUCUUAAUGAUGUCAGUCUGGACGAUGAGUGAAACCGGACGGGUGACGGUCAUCGAUGAAGACCAGCUGGAGGUCUCCGCAGAGGCGCUUCCAGGAAUGUGCUGGGGGUGUAAGUGGAUGCUGAACAAGGUGAAGGCAUCUUUGGGAAACACCACCAACGUGGAGAAAAUAAAAUCUGUGCUCUUAAGAGGUUGUGAUAAGAUUGGACUCCUGAAAAGACAGUGCAAAAAUUUUUUGUCAAAAAAUCUUGGCAUUCUAAUUGAGGAGCUCACAACUACGGAUGACGUGAGGACGAUCUGUGUGAACGUGAAAGUGUGCAGGCCCAAAGAGCUUCUCGAUCUGGGUCCGAUUCCAAAUGAAGAGUCAUUCAUGGACGGUUCUUACAUCCCCUAACAUCUCAACUUUGUGCCGUUUUAGUCGGCCUGAGAAAUCUUUUGAAACUAAAUAAGUUCUGAUUAAAUGAAUCAGGUCACUUUC
Oryzias melastigma (Indian medaka) is the source of this 774-nucleotide messenger RNA. RefSeq names its product antimicrobial peptide NK-lysin. NCBI's taxonomy places the organism in Eukaryota, Metazoa, Chordata, Actinopteri, Beloniformes, Adrianichthyidae. Gene Ontology annotation, biological process: defense response to bacterium. The record is from RefSeq and is a predicted model, not a curated record. The transcript is spliced from 6 exons. Bases 268 to 690 code for a protein of 140 amino acids.